This is a messenger RNA of Diospyros lotus (date-plum), 2288 nucleotides long. RefSeq names its product protein root UVB sensitive 6. NCBI's taxonomy places the organism in Eukaryota, Viridiplantae, Streptophyta, Magnoliopsida, Ericales, Ebenaceae. The record is from RefSeq and is a predicted model, not a curated record. Bases 263 to 1804 code for a protein of 513 amino acids. The transcript has 13 exons.
AGCUAUGCGAUGUGGUGGCUCUCUCUCUCUCUCUCUCUCUCUGCCUCUUAAGCUCCGUUAGGCCAACAGCUUUUUGUUCCUUUUUACACCCAUGAAGAAGAAGAUGCCCAUGUCGUCAAUCCCAAAGCCUCCUCUCUCUCCAUAAAUUCCAAAACCACCACCACCGCCACCGCCACCGCCACCGCAUUCCACAAUCGUCGCCGAUUCCAGCUCACACUUAUCUUUCUCUCCAAUUCUAGAACCGUCAAUUCCUGCAAUCAGAAUGCCGCCAAUGAAGCUCAACCAGCCCCCGAAUACUACGCCCCAAACCCUCACUGCCACGGCCUCCCACGACGCCCGCCUUCUCGUCCGCGAGACGCUCCGGAUCAGCGCCAACCUAGCCUCUUCCUCUUCCCCUCCGCCGCAGGAGACCGCAGGGCUCCGCCCCGAGGCCGCGAACUUGGGCCUCGUCGAGGAGCAAUUUGUUGGUUCGAGCUUGAGAUUGAUUUGCUGCGAGGAGAUCGAUGGCCGUCGAUGGAACUACUUCGCCGAAAAGAACAAUGGAAAGUACAAUCAAUUGAACAAGGGCUCGAUCCGUGCCGUUAGCUUGCAUUCCCCUCAGGCCCCUGCCGAGGAAUUGAUGUCAUUCAUAAGAUCUUAUGUUGUUCCAGAAGGUUUCCCGGAUAGUGUUUCCCCAUCAUAUGUGCCAUAUAUGACAUGGAGGGCUUUGAAGCACUUCUUUGGUGGAGCCAUGGGCGUUUUCACCACACAAACGCUUUUGAGUUCAGUUGGAGUCUCCAAAAGCAGGUCUACUCCUGGUGCAGUGGCCAUCAAUUGGAUUCUUAAGGAUGGUGCUGGUCGGGUUGGAAAAAUGCUUUUUGCUCGGCAAGGGAAAAAGUUUGAUUAUGAUUUGAAACAGCUCCGUAUCACUGGUGAUUUUCUCAUGGAAUUGGGUGCUGGGGUGGAACUUGCAACUGCAGCUGUGCCACAUCUUUUUCUGCCUUUAGCUUGUGCUGCCAAUGUAGCAAAGAAUGUUGGUGCUGUCACAUCAACAUCUACUCGUACACCGAUCUACAAAGCCUUUGCUAAAGGAGAAAACAUUGGAGAUGUUACUGCAAAGGGAGAAUGUGUUGGCAAUAUUGCUGAUCUGCUUGGAACUGGUUUGGGCAUCAUGAUUGCAAAAAGAAAUCCCUGCCUCGUUGCGACGUUUGCCUUCCUUUCAUGUGGAUAUGUUCUUAGCUCUUAUCAGGAGGUAAAAUCUGUCGUAUUGCGUACGCUGAAUCGAGCAAGGUUAACUGUGGCUGUAGAGUCCUUCCUUAAGACAGGGAGAGUUCCAACCCUGCAAGAGGGAAAUAUGAUGGAAAAAAUACUCAGUUUUCCUUGGUCAAAAGAGAAGCCUGUUGUUCUUGGGCCAAGAUUUAAGGAGGCAUUCCAAGACCCAAAUUCAUUUCUUGCCAUACAGCAUAUCUUUGAGAAGGAGAGAUAUAUAGUAACAUAUAAUCCUUCGAAGGGAAACAUAUAUGCACUGCUCAAGGAUCGAGCAAAAUCUGAUGACAUUUUGAAAGCAACUUUCCAUGCUCAUGUUCUCCUGCAUAUCAUUCGCUCAUCUAACCAGAGCCAGUCUUUUCCUAGAAGACAUAAAGAAAAUGACGAUUCGGUGUCUAUGCCUUCUAUUACUGAUCUUGAAGCUGAUAUUUUGGAAUCUUAUAAGUUGGUCUCAACUUUAUAUGGGCCUUUUAUGAGCAAAGCUACAGAACAGGGGUGGGUGAUGUCAGAGUCGCUUCUUAAUCCUGGGAAAGCUCGGCUCUUUGAAGUAGUUCAUUGAGGCAACAGGUUCAUUCUUUAAAUAUGUACAACUCUGAAGGGUUUGGGUUGCCAAGUACUGAGAUUGCUUCUGAUGCUCUCGACAAUUCUGUGGAGACUGAAAGCAUGAUCUAAGCGAAACCCCCUGGCCUUCCUCCCAGGAGGGUUGCUGCAUUGUCGAAUCAUGGGAACCACUUGAUCUGAAGUAGCAGACAUUUAUCCCUUACUAAAGAUGACAGCAUAUGCAUUCGGCAAAUCAGCUUAAUAAGUGAAAGCACAAUCUGAGAGGUUAGAUUGUGAUACGUGAACAAACAAGGGUUACAGUAUGUUUCUUGUACAUGGGUUUUCUUUGCAGGCUCUUUUGUUUUGUUCUGUAUUUCUUUCCCUUUCUUUUUUUGUAUCCCCGCCCCCCACUCUUUAGAAGGCCCUCUGGUGGCUUGCACAUAUGGUAUAUGUUAGGAACAGUAAAAUCAUUUUUGAUAGUAAGUAUUUACAUCUCCUGUCUA